AUGCAAGAAAAUACCAUUCGUUUAAAGUAUGUGGCCACAAAUGUCACGGCAAAGAUCUUACAGUUAAACAAUCACAUGAAAGAACAAAAUCCGAAGAGCAGUCACACGAGUCUAUUGGGAAGAAGUUUCCCUGCCCUGAAAAAUUACUCUAGGGCGACCGCUGAUUCUCCCGUGUUUCCUGAAAGGAGUAAGGAGCCAAAGACUCUGUCAAUAUCAGAUAUGAAGAAGAUACUGAUGAGAAACAGGGCGUUUCUAAGUACAAUGGUGUGUUGUUUAUUUUAUUUUAUUAUUUAUUAUUAUUUAUUUUUAUACAUGACUUUGGCGCUAUCUACUUUGAUGGAAUUUUCAAAUGCCUCAUCCCUUGUGCACGUAUUGCAGAGGCCCCGUUGGUCUGCGCCCCCAGAUCAAGAAAUGCUCGAUGCCAGACGACAGAUGCUGAAUGCUCCCAUGGUAGAGGACGAUCAAGAGCUUCAUGCGCUUGCAUUUUGGAACCUUUCAGCGUUUAAGAGGUGAGCAAUCUCCACGCAUGCAGGACAAUUCAUCCCCAUCCCUUUGGUUCCAGUUUGCCCAUACUGCGUUGAUAUCAUCCUGCACUUUCUGCAUCUCGUGGGAGUACUUUCUUCCUGCACCUCAAUUUCAUCGGAGAGGAUGAUGAACUCUUCAGGAGGCACAUAAACCACAAGAACCACAAGAACCGAUUAAGAUUUUAUUUCUUCGUUUUUCUUUUCAUAGGAGCUAUGAAUUAAUGGAGAAGACCCUCCAGGUGUACAUAUACAAGGAAGGAGAGAAACCCAUAUUCCACGAUCCAAUGCUCGAGGGGAUCUACGCCUCUGAAGGCUGGUUCAUGAAAUUGAUGGAAGAAAGGUCAAAAUUUGUCGUGGAUGAUCCUCAAAAGGCGCACCUCUUUUACAUGCCAUUCAGUUCGUCCAUCCUCCGGUUCUCAUCAUAUGUGCCAGGACCCCACGGCAAAAGGCAUCUGCUUCAGUAUCUCAACAGCUACAUCCAGAAUAUCUCCGCAGAAUACUCUUUCUGGAACAGAACCGGCGGCUCGGACCAUUUCUUUGUGGCUUGCCAUGAUUGGGUAAUGUCUCCAAAAGGUUUUUUUUUUUUUUUUUUCAAGAUAAUUCACAAAAACAGUGAUUUUUUUAAACCCAUAUCUAUUUUCUUUCAUCUUCCAUCCCCCCGAACAGGUGCCGUAUUUGACCCGUCGCACAAUGAGCCGCUCCAUCAGGGUCCUCUGCAACUCGGACACCACGGAGGGCUUCCAACUGGGAAAGGACGUGUCCCUCCCGCAGGUCAACGUCCUAGACGCCCUCCGCCCUCCGGCGGCCCUCGCCGGCCGGCCCGCCGGAGCGCGGCGGUUCCUGGCCUUCUACGCCGGCAGGAUGCACGGCUACCUCCGGCCGACCCUGGUCCGGCACUGGCAGAACAGGGACCCCUCGAUGAAGAUCUUCGGCAGGAUGGUCUGCGGAGCGAGGUGCAGGAAGACCUACUCCCGCUACAUGCAGAGCAGCAAGUUCUGCAUCUGCCCCAGGGGCUUCCAGGUCUACAGCCCCCGCGUGGUGGAGGCCAUCCUCCAUGGCUGCGUGCCCGUCAUCAUCUCCGACCACUACGCGCCCCCCUUCUUCGAGGUCCUCAACUGGGGGGCCUUCUCCGUGGUGGUUCCGGAGGCGGACAUCCCCAGGCUCAAGGAGAUCCUCUCCUCCAUCCCCAGGGAGAGGUACCUCGCCCUGCAACUCGCCGUCCACAAGGUCCGGCGGCACUUCCUGUGGCGCCGCAAGCCCGUCAAGUACGACCUGUUCCACAUGAUCCUCCACUCAGUGUGGUUCAACCGCCUGAACCAGAUGAGCUCGGCUUAG
Spirodela intermedia is the source of this 1859-nucleotide messenger RNA. Lineage: Eukaryota; Viridiplantae; Streptophyta; Magnoliopsida; Alismatales; Araceae. The record is from the annotation of a GenBank genome assembly.